AACGAAGGUUAGGACGCGAAACUAUUGACCGAUUGAAUGCUUUUUGUGAAACGAUAUUUGUAUUUAUCUAAAUCAUAAGAAAUUUAAUUUAAUUUAACAAAUUAUUGAAGCAAAUUGAAAAUUAUUGAUACAAAGAGCUUUGCAUAUAAACAUAUUAAAAAAAUAAGUAAUAAUAAUACAAUUACUUAAAAAAGAAUUUAGUAAAAAUGUGCGGUGGUUUCACUUGUUCAAAAAAUGCAUUAAUUGCGUUAAAUAUUUUGUAUGUGAUGGUGGGUUUCCUCUUGAUUGGAGUUGGCGUCUAUGCUCGUGCUGCUUCGAUUGUUCCAAAUUUACCUAUUGUUGGCGGUAUUUUAGCAUGUGGUAUAAUCUUAAUAUUGAUUUCCAUACUCGGGUUGGCUGGUGCUGUUAAACAUCAUCAAGUUAUGCUGUUCUUUUACAUGAUUGUACUCUUUUUACUUUUCCUCAUACAAUUCUCAAUUGCCAGCUCUUGUUUAGCGGUGAAUUCGGAACAACAACAAGAAUUCGCCGAAGAAGGAUGGAAUCGCGUUCCCGAUUCUAUGCGUAAAGAGGUGCAGGAUACAUUUCUGUGCUGCGGCUUCAAUUUGACCAGCGUAUCGAGCAACGAUCCUUCUUGCGAAUUAAUUCAGAAAGAGUGCUGCUCUGGCAUAGCUGGGAAUUGUCAGUGUCCACCUUGCUUGUACAAAUUAGAAGAUAAAAUUAAUUACGCCUUCAAAUUGUGCGGCGGCCUGGGUAUAUUCUUCAGUUUCACUGAGCUGCUUGCCGUCUUUUUAGCUCGUCGUUAUCGGAAUCAACAAGACCCGACCUAUUUGCCGGCGCGAGCUGUGUUCCCAAAGAACUAUCAAUAUUGAGUUUUGAGAGAAAAAGAUUUGCAGAUAAUAUUGAGAAGAAAGAAAUCUUCGUUGAGAAUCAGGCACCUAGAUAUAUUAUUUUUUUUAUAUCUUACACAUUUACAUACAUACACACCCCUCAGUACAUACAAGUCGUUUAGUCAAAAGUAUGGGACACGAAGGCUGAUUAAUUUAUUUACUUUUAAAAACGUAGAAAAAAAAAGAAAAAGAAAUAUAUAAAAAUUCUACUGUAAGAUGGCCAAAAGUUUUUGGACAAAGAAAGGGAUAUAUAUGAUCCCCUUCUCUGCAGAUAUUUUUUGAUAAAACUAAUCCAGCAAAACUACAAGCAAGAUUGCCUUCAAGUACUUCUUAGAUUAAA
Molecule: messenger RNA, 1227 nt
Organism: Glossina fuscipes
Lineage: Eukaryota; Metazoa; Arthropoda; Insecta; Diptera; Glossinidae
Gene: Tsp97E
Product: tetraspanin-13
Exons: 4
Coding region: 207-869 (220 amino acids)
Cellular component (GO): membrane
Source: RefSeq, a predicted model, not a curated record